Papilio polytes (common Mormon) is the source of this 1864-nucleotide messenger RNA. RefSeq lists its product as uncharacterized. Bases 139 to 1806 code for a protein of 555 amino acids. NCBI's taxonomy places the organism in Eukaryota, Metazoa, Arthropoda, Insecta, Lepidoptera, Papilionidae. The record is from RefSeq and is a predicted model, not a curated record. The transcript is spliced from 12 exons.
CAUUCGCAUCUUUCGCAUUUACAUCAUUCGUCAUUGGAUAUACCGAAAAUUGUUUUUUUUUAAAUAACUUUAUAUUUUCUAAUGCAAAAUUAUUUUAAAAGCGGCUUUCAUUGAGCUACAUGUGGUAGAUGUUUGUUAAUGUAUAAUAAAUGCUUGUGGUAUACUCAAAAAAUACUGAAACGACAAAUAUUUAAAUACACACAGAAGAUGGAUAGCUUACGACAUUUUCAAACUUUUGCGUGGUGUAAACCAGACUGGUGCUACCCGAGUAUGGGCAAAGAGACAAAUGAAUUGUUAAGGCAGUGCACAGAUCUGCCCGCAGUCAAACUAUCAGAUGAUGUGGAGGAAAUUAUAAAGAAGAGCAAAGCAUUCCCAAUACCAUUUCCUAUUGAAACUGUCAGGUUAGAGAAAUUACUAGUACGGAGGUCAAUUGAAAAGUUGAAGAGAAAUAUAGUAUCUACUUACCCUCUUAUACACGAGAGAGUCCUGCUUCUUAUGACGCAUUUCCUUAUAUAUAAAAGAGAAUUUGGUACAAGUAUAGAGAAGUUGUUAUACAAAGAGAUGUCUGUCGCUGAUCUGAUUGACAGGAUAUUGAAGAAACGAGCGAUUACGUUUAUGGGCAGACAUGAUACAUACAAACUUAUUACUGGGGAAGAAGGUCAUGGUGGUUGGGAAACUGUAGGCACUUUGCAACAGAAACCUCCGUUAGUGUUAGAGAACUGUCUCAGUUACGAUGAGAUGAAACUCGCGUCUCUGGUGUACGUGAGCGGCUACACGGAGUGCAUCAACGAUGGGGAAAGAAAGAACUCCGGAGUUGUCAGAGAAGAGAACGCUGAAGAAGAUGCUAUUAUUAUAGGUGUCGUAGGGCCUCGUUUCCAACGUGCAAAUCGUAUGGAAUACGAAGACAUAAUAAUAACAGAACAACAGAAUACCCUUGAGAACGGCUACGGGGAAGAAGUAACUCCGACAACGUGUCUCAAUGUAUUGAAAACUACGUACGUUAGAAAUAACCAGUCAGCUAAACAUAUGUGGAGACAAAUGUGGUCGGAAUUCUAUCAAGUACACAGUUAUACUUACCAAGAAUUAACAUCAUACGUGAAUAUUCAAGAUAAAUCAGAAGAAAAGAGAUAUAUAGAUAGAUAUGUGAAAAUAAAGAAUGAUUUGAUCUUCGAUAAUGAGGUGUAUUACAAGAGAUUGUGUGUGUUAGCGGAGGUCGCUCUGUUGGAGGCUGAACAUAGAGCUAAGGAAGCGGGCAGACAUGCCUUUCUUAAUAUUAUUGGAUGUGGUUUAGGUGUAUGGAUGAUAUCGGAACAUCAAACUGACGUCUACAUUCUGACAUUCUUGGAGAGAAUACGGUCUUUUCUGAAGAAGGACAUGCUGGAUCAUGUGUCAGAUGUCAACUUUGCUUUCAUACAUCCAAGUCAGAGUAUACUAGCUUUGUUCACAAACUCAUCGGAAGCUGAAACACCGACUGAAAAGAGAAUAUUCUUUGAAAGUAAACGGCAUCCAAAAGGUGGCAUCAGCGUGCAGGUGGAGGACCGGCAGCCGUCGUGCCGGCUGGCGGGCGAGCACGCGGGCAAGCUGCUAGUCAUCACCUACCCCUGGGACGGGAACGCACAUCCCGGGAAUGAAUUCUGGCUAGGCAGUCUUAAAACAUCAGGCGACCCGGCCGCGGCGUGUUCCACACAAGUGUCAGAGUUACACAACGCUCAUAUAAACCCCGCACUUUCCGCACGCAAUACUAGAGUCGCUGGCAGAUACGGAUUAAAUACAUUACAUCGAUAUGCAGCCGCAUUAACUACGUAAAAUUACUAAAAAACAUAAAAUCAUAUUACAAAUUUAAUUUUGCAGACUUCGUCCGCGC